Molecule: messenger RNA, 523 nt
Organism: Thamnophis sirtalis
Lineage: Eukaryota; Metazoa; Chordata; Lepidosauria; Squamata; Natricidae
Source: RefSeq, a predicted model, not a curated record
UAAUGCUUUUCUCCCUGUUUAAUGUUGUAGUUUUUCCCCUAUGGAGAUGCUUCCAAGUUUGCCCAGCAUGCUUUCAGAACCUUUGAUAAGAAUGGCGAUGGCACCAUUGACUUCAGAGAGUUCAUCUGCGCACUCUCCAUCACUUCGAGGGGCAGCUUUGAGCAGAAAUUAAACUGGGCCUUCAAUAUGUACGACUUAGAUGGAGAUGGGAAAAUCACCCGGGUGGAGAUGCUGGAAAUUAUAGAGGCCAUUUAUAAAAUGGUGGGCACCGUAAUAAUGAUGAAAAUGAAUGAAGAUGGUCUGACACCAGAGCAACGAGUAGACAAGAUCUUCAGCAAAAUGGAUAAGAACAACGAUGACCAGAUCACGUUGGAUGAAUUCAAAGAAGCCGCCAAGAGCGACCCUUCCAUCGUAUUACUCCUGCAAUGUGACAUUCAGAAAUGAGCUUGUAUAAAAUGCUUUUCAUGGACUGCACAGAAGUUUAAAUGUUCCAUUCAGUUUGCAGCUAUCUAUACAACACACA